Molecule: messenger RNA, 2856 nt
Organism: Neoarius graeffei (lesser salmon catfish)
Lineage: Eukaryota; Metazoa; Chordata; Actinopteri; Siluriformes; Ariidae
Gene: dclre1b
Product: DNA cross-link repair 1B
Exons: 4
Coding region: 559-2304 (581 amino acids)
Biological process (GO): protection from non-homologous end joining at telomere; interstrand cross-link repair; double-strand break repair via nonhomologous end joining
Molecular function (GO): 5'-3' DNA exonuclease activity; damaged DNA binding
Source: RefSeq, a predicted model, not a curated record
ACAAAUCAGUUAUGCAGCGGGGCGGUGUGUUUAGCGCUACUUAUGUAUCAGGAUGGUUUGGGUUUUUUGGAUAUUUUAUUAAAGGCACUCAAACGAUAACCGGAUGCUUUAGAUUGCGAAUGCAUGAUUACUGUAGCUGGCUAGUUUAAACCCGAUAGACAAAGCUGGAUUUUUCACUGUACUGCACUGCUAGCUAAGCUAGGUAGCAUAAUAGCACCUAGCUUUUCAGUCUCAUAUCUCAAAACUGCGUUGCUAAGAACACUUUAUAUUCUAAUGCGUCACAUAUUUUUUUGUUUGUUUGGGUUUUUUUUGUUGCAAAUGUGUAAAUAAGUGCAUGAAAUGAAAUCACACAGAGCCCUCGCUAACGAGGAAUGAUUUUAGUUGACUAGCCGAACAGCACCCUGUAUUUACUGGGAUGUUAAGUCCAUGUGUUACUAUAACAACGCAGGAGAAGUUCAUAUCCGGUACAGUCAGUGAGAUGUGAAAUGGCCGCUGCAAGUGCUUGAGCGGGACAAACCGGCCUUGUUGAAACUUGAGGUUUUCGCAGUAACAGAGGAGAUGAAUGGUAAAAUCAUUCCUCACACCCCUAUAGCUGUGGACUGCUGGCAGCUUAGAAAGUGCAGCCACGUCCGGCUUUUCUUCCUCUCACACAUGCACUCAGAUCACACAUCUGGCCUCACAUCCACCUGGAGCCACCGACCCAUAUACUGCUCUCCUCUCACUGCCAAGCUUCUCAAACUCAAACUACAGGUAAAUGAAAAAUGGAUUCAGCCUUUGGAGGUUGGGGAGCCGCACAUGUUGCCUUUGGAUGACAUUGGGAAGGAAAAAUUGACCGUUACCCUUAUUGAUGCCAACCACUGUCCUGGGGCUGUUAUGUUUUUUUUCGAGGGCUAUUUUGGCACUAUUCUCUACACUGGUGACUUCCGAUACACUCCAUCAAUGCUGCGUGAGCCAUGUCUUAGGAAUAAUACCACUAUUGAUGUGCUUUAUUUGGACAACACUAACUGUGACCCUACACGUUCAAUUCCUACUCGCCAGCGAGCUUGUCAGCAGAUGAAGGAGAUCAUACGAGACCAUCCAAAUUACACUGUGGUCAUCGGCAUGUAUGCUCUUGGGAAAGAGUCUCUGCUCGUACAGCUGGCGCUGGAGUUUAAGACCUGGGUGGAGGUAGAUAUGGAGCGUCUAGAGACCCUACGGGUACUGGAACUGCCUGAUGUGUUCAGCACAGAACCAGGCUCGGGGCGUCUCCGUGCUGUUGCUCAGUCCGAGGUCACCGCGUCCAACCUGCUGGCCUGGAAUAAAGAGCGGCCUACCAUUGCCAUACUGCCCACCAGCCGCCCAGUGGUGUCCUACCACCCUAAUGUCCAUGUUGUGCCCUACUCAGACCACUCCUCCUACCAGGAGCUGGAGGACUUUGUUUCAGCUUUGCGUCCUGUCUCACUAGUGCCAAUUGUAGGCAGCUGUAUGCCAAACUUCUCCUCUUUUCUCAGCCACCGCAGGAAGCGACAUGAGGUGGUGAUACCCGAGUCAGUACAGCACUACAUGAGGGCAAAGCCUAAUGUUCAGCCUUUUACUUUCAGAAGAAGCUUUCUUCAUCGUCCUUUGCACAUGCUGCCUCAAGGAGUUGUGUUCGAAUCACCUGGAAAGAAUCCCAGACUCCCUAAUCGGAAUGAUGAUGAAGAUUCAGCUGCUAUGGAGGCAGAUGAUGAUGUAGCAGACGUCGAUUCUGAACCGGAUAGAGACUCUGAUUGCAUUCUGUUCGACAUGAGCACAGACCUCACACAUGAUGUUAACACUCAACACCCUAAGAGUCUAAAUCUGGCACACGUCACAUCAGGGGAUGCAAUCACGAUUGAUAGUCUCCCUCUAAACGAGACUGAUUCCCUCAUUGCCCUGAAAGGAUCAAGAUCACCUAAUAGUAAUAGCAUAAGCAAAGUCUGUGGUAGAGUUACUGCUGUGACUCAUAAUAAAAAUCCUCAGAAGAGGAGUCCCCAAAUAGGAAACAUUAACUCCAGAGUCAUGUGCUCAUCAAUGGACAGCAUUAGUCUUCAUAAUAGCAGCUGUGGAAUGGCUUUAGCAGCUUUAACACCAUCUGAAAUGCCUCCUGAUUCAUCGGAUACAGUCGAGAGAGAGGAGACAGAGCAGUGGCUACUCAACAACUUCACGAUUCCAGAGGAAGAACUCACAUGUCAGUACGGAAUCAUUCAAGGUCUACAAGAGGUGUAUCCACUUGCACCAAUCAAUACGUCAAAAGCCGAGGGUGAUGUGUUUGAGGCUGCAAUACAGAGAUUCAAAUCCAAAUAGGUAUCUAAAAUAUUUAGGGCAAUGAAAAAGCAAGACAUAUACUGUCCAUCAUUACAAGCAUCAGAAAUGGUCAAAUAGUAUAUAAUAAUACAUUAAUAGUGAAAGAAAUCAAUUGAAAGUCUCCCUGUUUGAAUGUGAUAUAAAUGUAUUAAUAAUUAUACUCACUGUUUUCCUUCUUUGAAUCAGAUCUGGAGAAAGUUAGCAUAGCAGGACUCCUUCCUUCUGGCUUCAUCUAAGCCUUUGUGUUGAUUUUGCAACAAUAGCAACCACUAUACUCUCUAAAGAUAUCUAAUACAACUUGCUUAUUUUACAUCAAUUUGUUACACAAAGUGUUAAAAUUCUUCUCUGGUGUGUUCAGUAUUUUCCAAUUUAUCAUGAUGUGUGUCACUUAUUUAGACCAUGUUCCUUCCGACUGCAACAUCAUGUUUUGACUUAUUGUGCAUCAAACCAAACCCAUUAUGUGUCUUGUUAUUGUGCCUGGAUGGGUGUUUAUCUGAUUGUCUUUUCAACAGUAUGAACACCAGUAUGGUAUUAAAAUGUUAGUAAUGAGAA